GGGAUGGAUGCAGGGAGUGAAGGAGGAGGGCAGAGACAGCACUCUGGACUCAAUCAGAUGGAGGGGUGAAAAAAAAAGGAGGGCAGAGACAGAAGUUUGACAUACUGAAGACAAAGACCCCAGCAACUGCGAGUUCAAUUACUUUCAGCAGCAUCUCUGCACCGCUUUGGCCACACAGCAACAAUUUGAUGUUGCAUGUGGAGAAGAAAAUAGAGAAUUUAGGACCCAGGCUUUUCUACUGACAUCUCAGGAUACUGGACAGAAACAGAGAGCAGAGCUGCAGGAAACCAACUUAUCACCACUAACGAGAUAAGGCUUCAGAGGAGAACCUCCAAGAACAUCUCAAAACCUCUUUCAACUUCAUUCUGGAAAAGAAGCAGAAAAGAACAACCGAAGGAAUAAAAGAAGACUGAAAGGGCGUCAUUAAAGUGUGCAGGGAAGCCUGGAUGACAGACUGGUCAGAAGCGUUCUUCAGAAGAAGUGAGAAAAGCACCGACAAUCUGGAGGAGGAACAGCAAGAGGUCCACCGGGCCCCACAGCACAACUUCACCAUGAGCAUGACUGGCACUCUAGAGAAAGGAGCCCACCAUCAGGCCUUGGACUUGUCUGAGGAACUGCCACCUCAUCAUCACCAUCACCACACUAACCACCACCAGCAGCAUCUUCACCAUUCCAACUCUCUGGCCUCCACCGCCGCUGUGGGCGGAGGGAGAGAAACACCUUCACGUGUGGUUGUACCUCCUCCUUACUCUGCAGCCGAGAGUGGCGGCGGGGCAAGUGAGGCGCCUCUGGAGCUGCGGGGAUCGCUCGACUGCUGGGCCUGCUCGGUGCUGGUGACAGCUCAGAACUUGCUGAUCGCUGCAAUCAAUGCGUGCCUCGCUGGACUGGUGUUCGGCACCAUCCUGACACCAGCCAUUGUCAUGGUUGUGUUUGGCUUCCUCUGUCACUCUACAGUCCGCCCCCAUGGAACAACACCCUACUGCUCUGACUUGCUCACUGAUGGAGGCUGCGUGGCUUUGCUGGUGGUGGGCUUCCUCUUGGUCACCCCUCUGCUAGUCCUGGCACUGGCUGCAUACUGCCGUCUGGCCCGACACCUCCAGCUGGGCCUGUGCUUCAUCCCAUACAGCCGGGCCGUGUACAAGAACCUCCCAGCCACCCAGCAUCGUGGCCUGGGUACGGGCUGCUGCGGGGGUCGAGAUGGGGCUGAUGGCAGUGGGAAGGGAAAGGUCUGGGUGUAAGAUGACGGUGAGCUGGGGAAAGGGCAAAAGCAAAUGGGGGUGAGAAAAGGCCUUUAGAUUAAGUGAAGAGAUGUGAGCAAGAAAAGAGGGGUGUGGGGGCUGUAAUGAAUGGCUCAGAAAAGCCAGGGGGUGUCACUUAAAGGAAGAUCUGCAAACUAUGAUUACUUCAGCAACCAGCUCAACAUCAUGGAAGACAAGUUACAUUGUGAAUAAAGUCAGAGCAGCAUUUAUUGUUAAAAAAAAUGAGCACAGUGUACUCUGAUUGCUGAUUACUUCACUGAAUACUUCACUGCAUCAGCAUUAUGGAGAAAACUGAGUACAAACAAAACAUUUAUAUUUCAAACAUAACUAAAAUAUAAACUAGAUCGAAUGUAAAUUCUGUUUUGUUAAAUAACAUGAUCUAAAUGAGAGAACAUUGUUGAGGUCAAUAAAUUAAUGCAGUGGCUUUACAAAUCUGAAUGACUCAAAGUUUGCUGUGAUGUUGUCUAAAGUACACAAACCAGACCUGCAUACAACUAUGCAUUCCUAAAUGCAUGAAAGGAAACCAGAAAUCAGGCAACAUCAAACCCCACAAAGGUUGUACUGACACUAAACAUAAUUGUAUCCUGUCACAUUUACAUUAUAAUGAAAAACAUUUAUUAGUCUAGUGUAGUUCUCUUUUUAGCUGCUGCAAACUGUGACUGCAUUCUCCUGCAUGUUUUUCUUCUUCUGUUUUUUUUUAUAUAUAAAUAAAGUUGAUGGAUUUUUGUGGA
Molecule: messenger RNA, 1990 nt
Organism: Archocentrus centrarchus (flier cichlid)
Lineage: Eukaryota; Metazoa; Chordata; Actinopteri; Cichliformes; Cichlidae
Gene: tmem88b
Product: transmembrane protein 88 b
Exons: 3
Coding region: 447-1238 (263 amino acids)
Cellular component (GO): plasma membrane
Molecular function (GO): PDZ domain binding
Source: RefSeq, a predicted model, not a curated record